AUGAAUAAAACUCCUCAGUUGUCCAAGCUAGAGUCGCUCAAUUACGACACCCGUCUUGCGAUUUUAGGGUCUUGUGAAUCGUUCAAGGAUCUUGCUGCACUUAUUCGAGCAUCUCCAACACUCUAUCACACAUUUCUUGCUAACAAGGCUCCUUUGUUGUUAUCGGUUGUGGGAAACAUCCUUGGCCCCGCGGCUCGAGAUGCCGCUAUGCUGGCAAAAACUCGGCUAGACAAAAGCAAAGAUUUUCUUCGUCGGGUUGCCGAGGUAGCUCAAGACUACAAAGCCCACUUGCGUGUGGCUGGCCUGCCAUGGGUGACUGGGCUGGAUGCCGAGACUGCCGUUGCCCUGACGCACAUUACGAGGGACACUCAGUUCUGCGUUGACAUGUAUGGCCACAUCCAACGUUGGCAAUUCAUACACGAACUGGACCUGUCGGAGCGUGAGGCAACCAUUUCUGGCCGACCUCGUCUGAGUCGAAACGAACGCAUCCGCAUUGCUCAAGCCAUUCUACGCCGUCAGGUACUUGAAUUAAUCUUCAGGAGAGGAUUGAGGGCGGCCGUUGAUCUGUCUCAAUCUAUGAGAGCAUUCAUGCCGCUCUUUCGCACGUGGGAAUGGCAGCAGAUAUCGGAUAUGGACCACUUCAUAACGUUCCUGUUUCAGUGGCUCGACUUAGACAUGGACGAGUUGCUUUCAUUUAUUAACAAGCCUGAUCUAGAGGCAAUUGUUCAAAACGUGAAGAUUGUUCUCAAUCCCUAUGACGCUUCGCUAGAGUCCAUGCAGAAACUUUGGCUGAGCUAUGCCCAACAAACCCACUGCGGUAUUUUGCACUUCCUUGAAGGAAGCCAUCGCCUCGGAGCACUUUUACCCAAUGACAGUCAGCAUUCGAACACGUUUGGUGACGAUGACGACUCAGGUCCGGAACCCGACAUCGACGACCAGCCCUGGGCUUGGAGAGACGCGCUGUGCGGAAAUGACACGUGUAGAUGGGGUAUGGAUUUGAUCCAAUUGCAACUUGGACAUGAAGCAGACAUGGAACAGUACUCCCGGCUCGGCAGAGCGCUGGUAAAUUGGAGGUCAUUUGGUAUGGUAUUUUGGGACCGUGAUCGGGUUGAAAGGAUGAAGGCAACGAGACAACUUAACCUGUGCCAAACAGGCUGGCUUAUCCCGUGGCAAGACAAAAUCAAGACUAGUCAGUGA
Messenger RNA from Beauveria bassiana ARSEF 2860, 1197 nucleotides. RefSeq lists its product as uncharacterized. Lineage: Eukaryota; Fungi; Ascomycota; Sordariomycetes; Hypocreales; Cordycipitaceae. The transcript has a single exon. The coding region runs from base 1 to 1197 and encodes 398 amino acids. The record is from RefSeq and is a predicted model, not a curated record.